GAAACUAAUACUUGAGCUGAGGCGGAGCUGCUAGCUGAGUGUUACUGUUGCUUGUUAGCAGUGUCAGUGUUUGCGUGCGCGUAGCGAAACGGACAGACAGACACACCGUGCAUAGCUGAUACCGCUGCCUACUAACCUACACUACAGCUAGCACUCAGUAGCUCUCCCCUUUCUUGACUCAACUAACUAUCUUGUCUCAAGACUCAAGUCUAGAAGGGUCGAGCGCUAGCGCGCCGUAGUCUAGAUCUACACGCUGGGUCUGUUUACGCCUAGCGCAAGUGUGUCACUUCGCGAAAGCGAAACGCUUGGCGAAGAGGCGAGAGAUACGCCUAGGCAGCAGCGCCCGUAAUCCCGCAGGUUAUUGCUUUUCUGCAAAAAUCAAGGGACGUGCUGGAGAUUUGGACCAUUCAGGGGUUGGUGCUGGCCUGACAGCAUCACACUACACAGAGUGUAUUUCAGUACUGGUGGUGGUGGCUUGUACUGUAGUGAAGCAGUAAGCAGUUAGUUAGUGUUAGUCACUCGGCAGCGUUGUGUGUAGCUACCCAUCGGAGGACGGUGGCCGUGGAUGUCGCGGCGGCUGCCUUUCUUUCUGGUUUCAUAGCCAGUGAAACGUGGUUACCUGUAGAUUUGAUCUAACGAUCACGUGUGUUGGAGUACCCAGUAUGCCCUCCGCUGCAACCAAGUUGAAACGGAGAGCGUCUCUUCUUCUGAAAAAGAAGAAGAAGGAUGGGAGUCGCCUACCGGUGUCCAACGGAACUGUGACUCGACUCGGCCAUGGCAGUGGGUCCAGCUUUCCGGGAGCACCUGGCAAAUACAACAAGCCUGUGCGCACUGACAUAGCCUAUGUGGAGUUAAACCGCAAGGAGGGAGAAUCCUUUGGUCUUAUCAUCGCAGGUGGUCUGGACCAUGGGGAGGUUGUCACGAUUGCUGACAUGCGCGAGGGAGGCAUUGCCAAGACAACCGAACUGCUGGAAAUCGGCGAUCGCAUUCUGGCGGUGAACGGAACGUCGACCGAUGACCUCCACCAUGAUGCCGUGGUGCGCCUCUUGCAAUCCGCUGGGACCGCAGCGUAUCUGGAGAUAGAGUACGACCUGCCUGAGGGAGCUCCACCUCCAGAGUCGGCAACGAAGAAGAAGCAGAUUACUGUCGAGGUGCACGGCGAAGCAGAUGGAUUCGGUUUCAAGCUGAGAGGUGGCGUCGAUGAAGGUCUUGAUCGACCGCUGACUAUUGCCUACAUUCGGCCUGGUAGCGAACUGCACAAACUGGGAACGGUGAAAGUUGGUGAUCGCCUAAUGCGUGUCAAUGACCGCUUUGUCGGCGACUACACACUAUCUGGGGCCAUCACGGCACUCCGCGAGUCACCGAACUUGGUCAAGCUUGACAUCGAGUAUGAUGUGACUCUACAAGCCGCACUGCAGGACAAUGACCCUUGCUCUGUCCUGCUGGUUGAGCUCGUCAAGCCGCCAGGUAUUAGUCUUGGUCUUACGCUGAGUGGGAGUCCUGAUGCCGGUGAGGCAAUCACAAUCUCCGACAUCCGUCCCGGUGGCAUCGCAGACCGAUGUGGUGCCCUGCAUCAGCACGAUCGCCUGCUAGCCAUCAACGGUCGCAACCUGGAGAACUCCACGCUGCCGGAAGCCGUGGCAAUGCUGCUGAAGGCCGAGCGUAUGGUGACGCUGGAGAUACUGCCCAUUCACCGCAGCAUCCGGACACCGCCCAUGCACCGCAAUGCAAUGUCGCCCGCACAAUCUCACAACGCCCAGGAUGACGAUGAUGACGAUGAUCUGCCAGAACCGCCGGAGGAGAUCAUACAUGAUGCUGAUGGGCCGAUGAACGGCAUAAAUGGCAAAGGCAACAGCACAGAUCCAGGACAGAGGCUUUGGGGCCGCCACCAGCCACCCACUAUUGCAACCACCACCAUCGGCCUACCAACAUCAAAUGGAUUUAGCUCGACAACCAGUGCACAUCAUCUAAGCCUAUCUCGAGAAGAUUCCGCUCUGGGCGUGUCGGACUCCGCGUCAGGACAGUCCUUGGCCAGACCACGUGCACACACCACCUCCGGACCCGGUCUUGCCAAGCCUAAACCACCCGUGGCCAAGCGUAACUCCUCGUUGUACUCCGUGUCGGCAGCCCAAGACCGUGAUGGCGGCGGCAGCGGUGGCGGCGGCAGCAGUUCCCUGUCCGUGGUUGAUCGUCAUGUACUGCCCACUCACAGUGCCAUGCAGCUAUGCCGACAGGAGACCCUGGACCUGGAGCUGACAGCCGAUCCGUUCGGCUACGGCUUUUCCAUCUCUGGUGGCGGCGUGUCCGGAGGUCCCAUAACCGUGUCCAGCAUUGAGAAAGACAGUCCUGCAGAUAGAAUCGGUGUCAUGCAGGUUGGUGAUCGCAUCAUCACAAUCAACGGUACUCCACUUGGUGGCAUGAACUUGGAUGAUGUGUGCAAGCUGAUCCGUGAGAGUAGUGGACAUAUGCUGUGCCAUCUGGAAUUUGACGUAUCUGACGGUGUUAAGCCUACAUCAGGCGUGUUUGAUGUUCGCCUGUACAAGAAUACAACUUCCCUUGGACUCACAAUAAAUGGAGGCGAAGGUGAUGGCAUGUGGAUCAGUCAGGUGAAGAGAGGUGGCGUGGCGUAUCGCAGUGGCUUGGUGGAGUGUGGUGAUGGCCUGCAGGCGAUCAACGGCAUCCCAGUGGGCAGAUCGACGUUGAGCGAAGCGGCAGGAAUGCUGCGAGACAGCACUGACAUUGUGGUGCUGACCAUCUGCAAGAAAGAGCACCAGCUGGAUGUGGCCGAUGACAGUGUGGAGUUUGCCGUUGAGUUGGUGAGACGUGGCAGAAGUCUGGGCAUAACACUGAACGGAUCUACUCUGCCUGGCGAACCCAUCUAUGUGUCUGAUAUACGGGAGGAUGGUGUUGUGUUCAGGACUGGUGCCUUGCAGAAAGGUGACAUCAUUCUUAGCAUCAACAACCAGUCGCUGCGCACGUUCAGCGUGCCGCAGGCAGUGCGAUUGCUGGAGGAAGUCGGCGAUUCAGUUCAGCUGAAGAUCCAGCGAACUAGCAAGAAGGCUUACAGCAGUGAUAGUGAUUCGCAGUUGUCUUCACUGGCAACUGCCUCGUUUCCGUCACCGCUGCGGCAGAGCCACGACUCGUGGCAGGUGUCGCGCAUUCACGGUGUGACCGGCAGUGACGACGACGCCAUAAGCAGUGCCAGCACGCCGUCGACAAACCGUACCGGUGGCUUUCUGGCUGGCAGCAGAGGUAGUCAGAUUGGCAGUAUCGGUUCGAGGACUCCGGCUGCGGUGGCUGCUAGCCUUACGCACACGCCUGGACAGCAGCAGCAGCAGAAAGUGCACAGAAGACCUGCAUCGGCUGGCAAUCAGGACUACCGCCGACGCUGGACUGAAGUGCCGGAAACCUCCAUCGCCGCGUCACUGCCAACGGCCACCACUCCGACUAGUACAGUGCGUGUGCCGACCAGACAACAGACCUCGUUCAGUGCCCUGCCGCGCAGUGGCACAUCGUCAUCGUACACGACCAACAGCCUCACCCGUCACUCACGACCACCAAGUCAGGCACCGUUCAGCGACGCCGGCUCUUCAACGCAUUCGGACAUGUCCAGCUUGCACGGCACAACCACCGGCCAUUCCGACAACUCCUCUCAGUCCAGUCCGCAAACAACCGUUCUCCGGCCAAGAGCAACAUCAGCCCAUGCCAAGUUGGCAAGCGCUGACAAGCAACCAGUGGAGCCACCAUCACAGGAUCCCUCGUCAUUGUUGGCGGAGCUCGAGUCGUCGUUACUGGAUUCAACUACGUUUACAUCACUCUUAUCUACCGGCAAGAGUCCUGACAGGGCGGCGGCGGUGGUGUCGACGCAGGCAGCAAGCACCCUCACUACAGUAGCAGCGCAGAGUGCGGCAGCUAUCAGCGGUGGAAGUGUCUCCUCUGCAGCUAGCACUCCGGCCGGUGCUCGCCGCAGCUCAUUCCGCCAGGCCGUCCCGGCAAGCCGCUCCACGAGCACCGUGCCCGCUGACCGCCAUUCUCUGGACGGUGGCAGUGUCGGUGGUGAGCGAGUGACCCCGACUGUGCAGUCAGUCGAGAUGCACGUCAUCGAACUGUCCCGGCCGGGCCUCAACACCAGUUUCGGCUUCAGUAUCUCCGACGGUCUCUCAGAGCCGGGUGUCUACAUCCGUGCCUUGAUGCCAGGUGGCAUUGCCAUGCAGCAAAGCAAACUCAAACCACUGGACAGAGUACUACAGAUCAAUUCAACGGAUGUGAGGGACUACGAUUGCCGGCAAGUGCUUCCAGUCCUGUCGGACGUACGGGAAACCCUGAGACUGGUGAUAUGCCGGUGUUCGCAACUCCGCUCCAUGUCUGGACUUGCCUCGCCCAGCUCGUUCAAGUGAAGAAUGGUGAAAGACGAUGUGCUCGUGAGCACAAUACCGGAAUCGACGUAAUAGAAUGUCUGGCCUUAUUAGGUAGAAGAUUGAGUAGCCACUGAAAGUCAUUACAAGCCAUCAACUAUUAGAUGCAUAGAAUAGAACGUGCAAAAGAAUCGUUUUUUUGUCAAAUGAACCUAUCCCUCAUCGAUAACAAUCCCUGCCUCGCAGUAAUUUCUCGACGUGGGCAAUGCCUAGAAAGCAGCAGGUACCGUUGACAUUGAUCUAAAACACUAACUAGCAAACAGCCAAUAACUGCAUUAUUUACUGUAAGGCCGCAAAUUCCUUGACAUAGUUACCAACGUAGGGGCAUGGCUGGCUCUGUGAGUACUGCUGCUUGUUACGUUUCAUAUCAUCACUUCUGUGAAUAUUUUGGUUAUUUACUUGAAGUACUUGCGCCGACAGCUCUGCGCGAGCUGUGUGGGUUUCUUGA
Messenger RNA from Sycon ciliatum, 4863 nucleotides. RefSeq names its product glutamate receptor-interacting protein 1-like. The record is from RefSeq and is a predicted model, not a curated record. Bases 663 to 4397 code for a protein of 1244 amino acids. Gene Ontology annotation, biological process: neurotransmitter receptor transport, endosome to postsynaptic membrane. NCBI's taxonomy places the organism in Eukaryota, Metazoa, Porifera, Calcarea, Leucosolenida, Sycettidae. Gene Ontology annotation, molecular function: protein binding. The transcript is spliced from 21 exons.